Messenger RNA from Drosophila ficusphila, 850 nucleotides. RefSeq lists its product as uncharacterized. The record is from RefSeq and is a predicted model, not a curated record. The transcript is spliced from 7 exons. NCBI's taxonomy places the organism in Eukaryota, Metazoa, Arthropoda, Insecta, Diptera, Drosophilidae. Bases 154 to 819 code for a protein of 221 amino acids.
CUGCCCUGAGUCAGUCUUUCGUUGUUUGACAGCCAAGGGGAUAACAUUUCUCAGUGAAAAUUGUGAUGAAAGUUCUAAAUUGUUAAAAUUGUUUAAAUAAAAAACCAGCGUUUGUUUUUUAUUGCAAAUUUCUGUCAUAGUAAAAAAAGGAAAAUGGUAGGACCUCGUCAAGUUCGUCAUUUAGUUAGAAAGGAAAAAGAAGACUUAGCUAAAAGGCUAAAAUUAGCUGAAAAUCCGAUCGAAGAAAAAUUUGACUUUGCCGAGCCGGAUCAGCCAUCCGUGUCUCAUUCCGCUGAAAACCGGAUUAUUUCACUUUUAAAAGAAGAAUUCACCUAUCUCCGUGAGCAGAACGCAUCUCUACACCACAAGGUGGAUAUAUUAGCAGAGAAGCUGGCGGAAACCACAGCACUUCUCAAAGUUAAGUUGAAGGCGGACGAGAAUGUGGAGCGGUCUGGGGUUUCCUUCCCCCUAAGGUCCGAACAGGACAUAGAACUCUUCGAGAGCUCUAUCACGCCAGAACUGUGGGAGUGUUACGUAAAAAAAAAAAUAAUUAAAGUGGCCAAGAAGGAGACUUUCGUCAAGGCUAUCCGCUUGGUCCUGGACGAUAGCUUGAUCCAAAACUAUAAUCUGGACGGGACUAGCGGCAAAAAAAGCCUUAAAAGUUUUUCAAUCCUAUACAAUAUUUUGAAAGAGGUCUCAGAGACGGCAUUUCCCUUUGAUGAGCCCGAUAAGGCAAUAAGAAAGGCGAUCCAUAAUAUUAAAAACAGUUUCUUUAAAAAAAAAAAAAGGAUUAGUGUUAAGUUAAAUAAUACAUUAUAAGAAAUAAAAGUAAAAUAAUAAUAAAAUACAA